Molecule: messenger RNA, 1769 nt
Organism: Teleopsis dalmanni
Lineage: Eukaryota; Metazoa; Arthropoda; Insecta; Diptera; Diopsidae
Source: RefSeq, a predicted model, not a curated record
AAGAGAGUGACACAAUGUGAAAAGUACAUACAUCUUUCCACAAAACCAUUUGAAAGAUUCCUUAUAGAAAUAUACAAUUCAAUUGUUGCUUUGAAAAAUUUAAGAAUUAUAAAAAAUAGCAAAAACGUAUAGAAUUAUAAAAAGGUGUGCGCUGUUAGAUCCUCACAAACACAGCAUGGAGCAAACAAUGAGAAGUUCUACCUACCAGGUAGAAAAUUCAAAAAUGCUUUAGUUCAAUACUUCACCUAACCAUUUUCAUGUUACGGGGAUAGUUCGUGGAAGUGAACGACAGGUAUUUGUUUACGUAUUUCCUGCACGGAGUUUUCUUUUGCCUUUUGCUAGCUUCAUCAGCUUCAGAAAGUGGCUUCUAUUACAUAUCAAAGAAUUCUCAAUUAGUUGUCCUUUGGUUGUCAGUGCGGGUACACAAGCGUUUAAGUUUUUUUAUUUUUGUUUAUAGUAUUUUCAGUAUUUUCGUUAUGUGGUUUAAAUUUAUAUACUUGCUUACGGUUCUUAACUUGGGAUUAUGUCGCGUCUCAUUCGUACCUAAAUUCUUUGAUGAGGAUAGUGCAAUUUCGGUGAAUACAGUAAAUUCAACGCCGUUACCAAUUGAGGUGAAGAACUCUUCAAAUCUACUUUCAUACUAUCAUGCUGUGCAACCAUAUCCAAUGUAUGAAAUUGUACCAGCUAUGAGCCAAUUUCCCUCUACAACUGUUUUGCCUGGCAACAUAGUUAACCCAGAUGAAUUUCCAAAAGAUCUUUUAGAUAUAGCCAAAAAUAAAUUGGGUUUGAAAUCUAUGGAUGAAGUACCCACUAUAUCCGCUCUAGGUGAACUAUUAGGCACUAAAAGUCCCACAGAAACUAUAAAACAAAUCAGACAACUUACUUCCACAGAAAAGGGCAUAGCUUUUCUGAAAGCUUACUUAGAGUCCGCUGACUACACAGAUAAUGCUCGCACAGCAGUAGAAAAUGAUGAAAAUGAAACCGAUAGUGUGUAUGGUAAAGAUACUUCUAAUGAUAUAAAAUUAGUACCAGUAACAGAUCCCAUCAAAAAAAUCACACCAAAACCACAACUGGGUUUCUUGGAACGCAUGUCAAAAUAUUUCAGCAACUUAUUACCGCACCACGAUACAGUUCAUGUUGCUCCAACAACACAAAUAAAACCACCAAUAACACAAAUAAAACCUCCAGUAACACAAACAAAGCCUUUGCCUCAGAUAAUUACGCGUUUUGCUACACAAUAUCGAAACCUACCACUGCCAGUUGUUGUUGGUAAUUUUAGUAAAAAACCAAUGCUGAUACGUAAUCCUUUACCCUAUCAUUACCCAAUACCAAUGCGUCCACAAACUGUAUCCGUCGUGGAAAAUGUGAACUCAUCUAAAAUUGCGACACCAAAAGCACUCCUGCCGCAUAUACAACAAUUGGCAAGAGUAACUAAAAUACCACAAAAGAAAUUGGAAACAUUUCUACAAAGCAAACCCAAAUUAGCAGAAUUGGCGACAAGAGUUAGCACUUUUUCUCUAGCGCAUGACAGAGAUACAAAAAUCGAUGCGCAAUUAAUUGCUGCUGUUGAGAAGGCAAUUGGACAAGAUGAAGAUUUAAAGAAAUUAUUGAAUUCGGCGAAAACAUUGAAAUAAUUUCGGUAGUAUCUUGCGACAAUCAAAACCUUUCAAUAUAUUAUAUUAAUAUAACAAAACAAACUAUAAAUGAAGUGCAAAAUAUUUCUUAAUUGCUUUCCUUGGCGAGACAAAUGCGUUUCAAUGACAUGUUAA